GCGCUAACGAGCUACGCUUGUUACAUUCAAAAACAUUAGGAAGCUCUUGCCAAUCGGUGGGUAUUUAGGCUACACCAGCUCUGGCGCAACACGGGUAUUCAGGGGCUGUUAAUAUUGGAAAUCUAGCAAGUGCAAGUAUUGGAAUUCGGCUUCAUUAUGCAUUCAGCGUCCACUGAAGGGUAUACACUGAGUUUGCUGCAGGCAUAGCACCCGGUGCGACACACGGAACAUAAAACGAUUCCUGAGGGAUCUCGGGAAUAAUAAAAAGAGGCGCCUAAAUCGUUCUUUUGUAGUUAGGUUCCUGCACACUAUGUGCGCUCUUUCUGGAUCUGGAUGCAUGACAACAAUGGGCUGUCAAGCUUUGGAGUUGCUCCCUAUCUUAAAGUUAUUUGCAACGGGCUGAUAUUCAUACAGGCUACCGUGAUACAUUUAUGCCUGGAAAUACUGUUUUUUACGGAUUGCCAGUAGCGCACGGACAUAAAUCCAAUUUGGAGAUAUUUCGGAAAAUGCCAGUACGAAACAGAUACAACCUGGUGGACGACGUGGGGGAUUCGCGGGUUCCUCUUCACAACGAGGAAGCAUACCAACAUGGGAUCAGUUUUCAAGCAAAGUAUGUGGGCAGCCUGGACGUGCCAAGGCCCAACAGUCGCAUGGAAAUUGUAGCUGCGAUGCGGAGGAUAAGGUAUGAAUUCAAAGCCAAGAACAUCAAGAAGAAGAAAGUGAGCAUCAUGGUGUCUGUGGACGGGGUGAAGGUGAUCCUCAGGAAGAAGCAGAAGAGGAAAGAAUGGACUUGGGAUGAGAGCAAGAUGAUGGUGAUGCAUGACCCCAUAUACAGGAUUUUCUACGUCUCCCACGACUCCCAAGAUCUGAAGAUCUUCAGCUACAUUGCCCGUGACGGAUCCAACAACUCCUUCAGGUGCAACGUCUUCAAGUCCAAGAAGAAGACCCAGGCCAUGCGCAUCGUUCGCACCGUGGGCCAGGCGUUCGAGGUGUGUCACAAACUCAGCCUGCAGCAUGCCCAGCAGAGCGGCGACGGAGAGAGCGACAGGUCAGCGGAGGAGCAGUCAGCCGAAGGUCGUCAUCUGCCGGGGGCGGAGCAAGACGAGGAGGGCGGGAUGGUGGUGCAGUCACAGGCGGGAGCGCUGUGUGAGCAGGCAGUCAGCGAGAUUCUGCAGAGCCUGGCAGAGCUGAACGUGGUCAGGCCUGGCCACAACCUCAAGGACAAGGCCGUCUUCCAAGAUCUGGAGAAGUGCUCGCUGUACACGGUGUCGCGCGGCUCCCUUUCUCCGGUCAGCCCCUGCUCCCCCACGCUCACGCCGCUGGCCGCCCAGCACCACCUGCAGCUCCUCCAGCACCAGCUGCACCAGCAGCAGCAGCAGACACAGGUCGCUGUCGCACAGGUGCAGCUCCUGAAGGACCAGAUGUCAGCCGAGACUGCGGCUCGGAUUGAGGCCCAGGCCCAAGUUCACCAGUUGCUGCUGCAGAACCGGGAUCUGCUCCAGCAGGUAGCGCUGCUGGUCAAGCAGCUGAAGGACCUGGAGGCCAAAGUGCACGCUACCGGCCAGACAGAUGGACAGGAUCCCACAUGGAGCUCAGUAUUGACCCAGUCCCUCUCCCUCAACCUGAAAAAUCACUACAGUCAAGGGAAGGACCCACCAGCCACUUCCACUCCGGCGGGGGUCCCCAAGGACACCCCCGUGCCAGCCGCCCAAGUGGACUGUGCCGAGUCCUACCUCAGUCUCCUCAACCUGGAGAACGGGUCACGACAAGAUGGCACAAUGGAGGGGAGCAGCCUCACCAGUGCAGCCAAUGGGAAGGCGGGGAAUGGACGGAACACAGUAAGGUCAAUCGUAGCAGCGAAUGAAAUUGACACCCAGACUCUCCGCACAGCAGAUGAAAGGUUUCAGCAGAUUAUUCCCAAGCUGAACCCUCCACCCCCGUCCAUCAACCGCAAACGUCCAAACAGGACGCGCUCCCCGGGACAAGAGUCCGACCCCAAGCCAACACCCCUGACCCCGCCCACUGAGACAAACGGACGGGCGAGCCUGGCCAACAGCGGGUCCUUCCCGGACAUCACGCCCUGCUCCUUCUCCUCCUGCGACUUCCAGUCCCUCAGCAACGGGGAGAGCGGCUCCUGCUCGGCCAGCGAGGACUCUGGGGUGCGCUCCGAGGAGAAGUCCCUCCUCUCGCCCCAGCAGGACGAUCCGUUCGAGGAGCCCGGCGCCUUCCUGUCCACCUCCAGCAGCUGCAGCAGUCACCUGGAGGACAGGGCUGGGUCCGGGUUCGGCUGCAUCCUCGCCCCCCCGGGUCCCCCGAGCCCCGUCAGGGACUCUGAGGGCUACGACCACACCAUCCCUUUCUCCUCCCCCGUCAACGAGACCUGUCUCCACAUCAGCUUCUCAGAGGACGAGCUGCUGGACACCAGCGCGGAGGACUUUGGGGUUCCGCAGCGCGGCUAGGGGCUCCAGCAGGAGCCACUCCUAUCUGGGCUCCUCGCAAGUCCUGCCUAGACUCCUUAAGCCUCCGCAUGGCAGGGGAAUCCCAAACCUGAUCAUUCUCUCAUAAUACACUUCUGCAUUGAGAUCUGUAAUGCACCCAUUUCAGGUGGAUGUGUUUCUGUUGAAUCCUUUUGUCAUGUGAGCAUUCACACACAGUAGAGAGUAACAUUCCAAGAGAACAGUGACACACUCUUGCCUUAGGGUUUGUACUGUGACUUAUGGUCUGUCUGCCCUUUGCCUGUCACACAUAUUCGGUGGCAGUUCAGACUACCACCUACUUGCACAAGACCCAUUUUUAUCCAUCCAUUCUGUGGGAUCAUUAAUAUUUCAAAUGACAGUUGACUGUCAUAUGUGAGGGCAUAUACAUUUUAUAGAUUGAAAAUAACAUUAAUAAUUUAUUAGCAGGCUAGUAAUAAGUAGAUAAUAAAGUGACAGCUUCUCUUACUGGCAGACUGCAUUUGCUGCAUAGGUUAGAAGACACAAUCAGAGACCUUGACAUUAUUAUUUUUUUUAAAUUGAUUAGUUUUUUAUUGGUGGGAGGGUUUGGUAGAGGGGAGUGGGUUCAUGAUUUUGCCCCCUGUAAAUGUGUUAGUGUUGAGAUAGAGCUGCAUCUCACAGGCCCAGGAAAGCUAGAAAGAGCAUGGAGAAAAGGUCCUGUAUGUUAAAUGAAAGAAAUAAGUGAAAGAGAAACCAGAAUGGCAUGUAAUGGUGGGACUGUGGGGGCUACAAGAAUUUGUCAAAUAUCAAUGGAUAUUUAAUAUAUUGUGCAGGAGGAGGGGCAGGUGAGCACUUGCUAAUUCUAGUUUCAGUUCCAGUUGACUCAGGGGGUCAUCAUACCAUACAUCUAAUGACCGCCUAGCUGUGAAUGCAAGCAAUACUUUUAAUAUACAAUAAAUCCAGUCAAACUCUAUUUUUUACAAGAAUUCUACUACAAAACGGACAUUGUGUACUGUAAUCAUCAAGAUGGUCUAUUUGCCAGAUUUGUUAGAGAAACAAAUCAUUAUGCAGAUUAUUUCAUUCAUUUCCUUGACAGAAAACUGUGGAGUACUGAAAAAAAUUAUAUUUCCUUACAUUCUUGAAUUAUAUUUAUGGACAACAUGGAUUUCAGUUCGAUGGUACAGUAUAUGGAAAUAUUAUUUAAUCUACCAUUUGUUAUUUAAUGGAUCAACAGUAAGGCUCUAAUUUUUCCCCUGACACUCUUGCAUGAGCUUGGUCAUUGUUUCUAAGAUCUUUCCCGUAGACCACUGCUGACAAGGAUAGCUUUUACAGUGCUCUGUAAAUUAGUAAUGUGUGAAAGAUUGAGCAUGAAAAGGUGUCAGACCUCAAGUGGGUGGAACUGCUUGCAGACCUGUUACUGAGCCACCAGCUCCUGAGCUGCAUAGUGAAACUAAAUGCUGCAUUUUAGAAACUAGGGGAAGAAUCAAGGUAAUGAAAACAAGUGCAACACAAGGGAUUUUGCUAUUUGUGUGGUCUUUACUGAGUUAUUCUCCAGUUUGGCAAUUCAAAGAAGGAAACCAUCUGAAACGAGCGAUAAUUGAAGAAAGGAGAAGUCACUGGAAAAGAAACGCAGGUGUUUUUAUUUCUUCUCAAAGGCAGAAUCUCCUAAUUCUGCAGCAAUUUUUUCCUGUCAGGGUACAUUAUGGCGGGAUUGAAAUGGUUUUUGAAAGGGCUGAAUGGUGUGUUGGUAAUGAAUCUGAAAUGCAGGCUGAAAUCCUGUCAAUAUCACUGCGGCGGUCUCAUCUCCUGCCGUUUUAUUCCUCUCAAAAUGUAUUCUGAACAACAGAAAAAUACAUUACUCUGUUCUCCAUUGAUUGAAUUGCCGUCUUGACUGAAGUAGAGCAAUGAAGACCACACAAAGGUCACAAGGGAGAGCUGACUUAAGAUGCACGCCAGGAUGGGUUUUGAUUUGUCGGAGAAGGGUUUUGUCAUGUUGAAGAUUUGUCGUGGUUGGAGAUGAAGGAAUAAUGGAACAGAGACACACUGGGAGUGGGCCCAAUGUGUCAAGCAAUGGGGGAAAAGUCGGCUCGUAUUCAACAGCAAUUAGCUAGAAACAAUAAAGCAGCUGGUUAAAAGACCA
Messenger RNA from Anguilla anguilla (European eel), 4575 nucleotides. Its product is annotated as carboxyl-terminal PDZ ligand of neuronal nitric oxide synthase protein. Lineage: Eukaryota; Metazoa; Chordata; Actinopteri; Anguilliformes; Anguillidae. The record is from RefSeq and is a predicted model, not a curated record. The transcript is spliced from 11 exons. Gene Ontology annotation, molecular function: nitric-oxide synthase binding. The coding region runs from base 432 to 2459 and encodes 675 amino acids.